GGGGGCGACCAGUUCGAGUCGCUGCUGAAGAUCCUGCUGUCCCACAGCAAUUUUCCACGGGCAAAGGCCGCGACUGGAAUGCGAAGGACACCAGACAUCGCGGGGACCACCGUGGACACCGGUGGCAAAGACGGCAAGCUCAUCAGCGCCGCCAACACAGCUGUGGUGGACCUCCUCAGGAGAAAAUACGUACAAGCACGAGGCGCUUCAGACCAGGCCAAGAUGGACGAGAUCGCAGUGGCCUGCCCAGACGCGUUUGCAGCAACACCCAUGGAACCAACAGCAAUGCCCACGGGACAACGAAUCCGGGGGGUGGUCGCCGACCUCAACCGAGCCCACCAGUACCAUGACAAAUUGACCAAGCAUCUGCAGCGAGCCACCGAGCACCGCGACGACAUGAUCCACAGGAUCGGAGACACCAUGGUCGAGCUGGCAGGGGCGGGACGCAUUUUCCUUGAGGCCAAG
Prorocentrum cordatum is the source of this 465-nucleotide messenger RNA. Lineage: Eukaryota; Dinophyceae; Prorocentrales; Prorocentraceae. The record is from the annotation of a GenBank genome assembly.